AUGGCUUUUGCUCCUUUGGAUCAGCAAGAUCAUUCGGAUGGGAACCUGACCUUGCAUUUAGCUGCCCGAGCAGGGCACCUCGAAGUGGUGAGGAGUUUAGUUGAAGCGAUGGCCUCUGUCCAUGCCCAGAACAAGUCUGGAAACUCUCCGCUCCACUUGGCAUCCGCUUAUGCUCGCGUUGAAGUUAUGCAUUUUUUGCUUCAAGCACGUGCGCACGUGAACUGUCCGAAUUUCCGUGGUGAAACGCCUUUCAACUUGGCGCUGCAGGAUGGUUUGAAUGAGGUUGCUCAAAUAUUACGUGAAGCAGGCGACACCUGUGCAGAGUACGCGUACGGUGAUCCUUCGUAUAUGUGGCCAAAGAACUUCCAAGUUUUCGCUUGGCCAACAAUGCCGAUGCCAAUUUCCAUGCCAGCCAUGCCCAUGCCAAUGAUGCCAAUGCCUGAAUGA
Cladocopium goreaui is the source of this 447-nucleotide messenger RNA. NCBI's taxonomy places the organism in Eukaryota, Dinophyceae, Suessiales, Symbiodiniaceae. The record is from the annotation of a GenBank genome assembly.